This is a messenger RNA of Paraphaeosphaeria sporulosa, 2474 nucleotides long. RefSeq names its product membrane copper amine oxidase. The transcript has 10 exons. Gene Ontology annotation, biological process: amine metabolic process. Gene Ontology annotation, molecular function: copper ion binding; quinone binding; primary methylamine oxidase activity. Gene Ontology annotation, cellular component: plasma membrane. Bases 59 to 2254 code for a protein of 731 amino acids. The record is from RefSeq and is a predicted model, not a curated record. Lineage: Eukaryota; Fungi; Ascomycota; Dothideomycetes; Pleosporales; Didymosphaeriaceae.
CCCCCUUCAAGUAUCUGUCUAAAUUUGUGCGUCGGCUAUCUCCACAGUGGCCAUUGUCAUGAAGUACUUCAGCCUUGCUACCACCUUGAGCAUAACGACCCUAUUCCGGAGUUCGGUACAAGACUGUACGCAAUGCUCAUCCAAUCAGCCUACUAUAUCUGCGCCACAUAAGAACGUUUGGCGUCCACUUUCUGCAGAGGAGCAAAUCGCGGUCUCAAACGUCGUCACUCAAAAGCUAGGGGUCGAUCCUAAUCCGGCACCAAAUUCCACUGCAACGAAUGCACUGGGCGUGGGCGGAAUCACUCUGCUUCAACCGAAUAAAUCCAUCGCUCUCUCAUUCAUUGACGGUAAUGACGAAGAGCCAAGUCGAUUCGCCCGUGCUACAGUUUUGUUCACUUCACAAGAGGGACCCUUUCGUCAAGAGUAUUUAGUAGGACCUCUGCCGGCUACCAAUGCAACACCAAUUGUACCCCUCACGUACCCGUUCAACAACGAGCAGCCGGGAAAGAGCAGGUCGCCGUACUUGUAUGCUGUCAACACUACAAGCGACUGGAUAGCGUCGCUCAGUAACGAAAUCGCCAACAUCACCAAUCAGAUAUGGAAUUCGACGAUACUAGAAGGCGGUAUUGGACCACGUCUCGGGAAUGUCAUCUGGGAAGAUGACGGCACCCAAUCGCUUUGGAUUGCACUUUAUGGACCAUCGCCCACCGGGUUUGACAGUACUACCCUACUCCCUCUUGGUGUGUAUUUCAAAGUAGCCAUACGUAGUUUGCGAUGGCAAGAAUGGAAGAUAGACGGCUGGUACUACCGUGGUGUGUAUUACAAGAGCACAGAAGAUUUCCAAGACGCGAUCUACGCAUCUACAUUCGACAAGCCAGUCCCCAAUGUGGACGGUACCUGGACAUCGACCGAUAAGCAAGGCGAGCUACACUUAGAUGACUUGCCUCCGCCUAUUACAGUCGCAGAAGGGGGCAACCGAUUCAGUCUUGAUAAGAAGGAAAACUUCGUGUCGUGGAUGGAUUUCGGAUUCUAUCUGGUUACAUCUCCGGAGCUAGGUCUAGCUUUGUUCGACAUACGCUUCAAGAACCAGCGUAUCAUCUACGAACUUGCACUGCAGGAAGCGCUGGCUCAUUACGCUGGCUCCGACCCUGUGUUGUCCGAGACACUCUAUUUUGACUCCUUUGGGGGAAUGGGUAACUCAAUGGUCUCGCUUGUCAAGGGUCAUGACUGUCCAAGUCAUGCAACCUAUCUAGAUGCGGCGGUACCAGACGCGAUUUGCAUGUUCGAAGCCGACACGAACUACCCAAUCAGAAGACAUUUUGCCUUUGCCCAAAAUUAUACUAGCGUUGCCAGGAACGUUGCGUUCACAGUUCGCUGGAUUGCCACAGUCGGCAAUUACGAUUAUCUUUUCGACUACACCUUCUUCUACGAUGGCGCCAUUGAGGUCUCAGUUCGGGCGUCAGGAUAUAUUUCAGCCGCAUACUUCGCCGAGAAUGAUGACUAUGGCUUCAAGAUCCACGAUUCUCUAUCUGGAGCUCUUCAUGACCACGUCAUGACAUUCAAAGUAGAUCUAGAUGUUCUUGGGCGACAGAACAGUGUACAGAAAGUCAAAGUCGUACCGGCGACAGUUGAGUAUCCUUGGUCAGCUGGCAAAGCUCGCAAGACGAUGAAGCUAGAAAAGAGCUUCAUAACCCACGAAGACAAAUCUGGUAUACCUUGGGCGCCCAACGAUGCGGCGAUAUAUGCCAUCGUCAACAAGGAUUCUCCGAAUAAGUAUGGAGAGUACCCUGGCUACAGGGUAAAGCGAGCUGCUGGGGCGACCCACCUCACCAUGUCCAACUCAUCUGACGCGGGCCGAGCGGCACACUUUGCAACAGCAGAUCUAUUCGUUACAAGGCAGAAAGAUACGGAACCUAGAGCCGCAGACUGGGUCAACACUUAUGACGUGGAUAAUCCGCUCGUCGACUUCGCCAAGUUUCUCGACGGCGAAAGCUUGGAACAAGAGGACAUCGUCCUCUGGUUCAACCUGGGAAUGCAUCAUGUACCAAACACUGGAGAUUUGCCGAAUACCGUCAUGACAUCGGCCCACUCUGCUAUGAGACUGGAACCAUUGAAUUACUUGUUAAACGAUCCUUCCAUACAAACAAGUCAACAAGUUAGGGUCAAUCAUACCUCGGGGGAGGUUGAGACGUUCGACGCUCAGACCGCGAAUUGCUCGGUGAACUUCAGCACACUGAAUCAAUUGUUCGUGUAAAGAGCCGACAUAUUAUGUUUGAUGUGCCGUCAAAAGGUACCAUACGGUGACUAGACAGCUCGACCAAUGAAUUAUCAUACCACUACUGCCGGCUUGACUGUGUACCACCAUCCUGUCUCAAGAGCCAAGAGCAGUGAUAAGUUGUUGGAUACUAUGGUAGUCUAGCAAUGUGAUUUAUUGGGUAUUGAACAGCGGCUGUUUCUUCCCGCCGCACAGCGCU